Acipenser ruthenus (sterlet) is the source of this 5549-nucleotide messenger RNA. Its product is annotated as RNA polymerase II-associated protein 3-like. NCBI's taxonomy places the organism in Eukaryota, Metazoa, Chordata, Actinopteri, Acipenseriformes, Acipenseridae. Bases 128 to 2140 code for a protein of 670 amino acids. Gene Ontology annotation, molecular function: protein binding. The transcript has 17 exons. The record is from RefSeq and is a predicted model, not a curated record.
CAGUGUGAAUUCUGGGAACUGCUGUCAUGGCGCUGCACACAGAAACACCAAACGGCUGUGGCAGAAUUAGCUGGAACUACUGAAAACUGUGUAGUCGUCGCCGAUUCAGGUAAUUAGAUUUGCAAUCAUGGCAUCACAAAAUAAAGCGAUUGAGCUUCAGCUGCAAAUGCGACAGAAUGCAGAAGAGCUGCAGGAUUUCAUGAGGGAUCUGGGGAGUUGGGAAAAGGAUAUCAAGAAAAAAGACAGGGAGCUGCUGAAGGAGAGUGGAGUUGAGCCUGAAAUGCAGAGUUUACCUCCAGUAAGAAAUAAGGAUUACAAGAGGAAGAAAAAAGACAAAAGCAAAGUGGCUGCCAAAAAUGCAAAGAAUGAGAAGGAGAAAGCUUCCAGAAUUAAAUCAUAUGAUUACCAAGCAUGGGACAAAUUUGAUGUAGAUAAAGUACUUGAAAAUCUAGAUAAAGAAGACGGCAUACAGGAAUCACAUGAAUCAGACUCUGAAGAAGAUGGGAUUCAUAUAGACAAAGAUAAAGCACUUUCUGAGAAAGAAAAAGGCAAUGACCUCUUCAAAGAAGGAAAAUAUGACGAUGCAAUAGAAUGUUACACAAGAGGUAUGACUGCAGAUCCUUACAAUCCAGUCCUCCCCACAAACAGAGCCGCUGCUUUCUUCCGUCUAAAGAAGUAUGCUGUAGCUGAGUCAGACUGUAAUUUAGCCAUUGCGCUCGACACAAACUAUACCAAGGCUUAUGCAAGAAGAGGAGCGGCUCGAUUUGCUCAGAAAAAAACCGAGGGUGCUAAAGAAGAUUAUGGGAUGGUUCUGAAGCUGGAUCCUGAAAACUUUGAAGCACAGAAUGAACUGAAGAAAAUACACGAGGUUCUGGCUUCACAUGAGCAUGUGUCAGAAAAAACAGAUAUCAAAGAAAAGGAAGCAGUGGUUGAUGAGAACGAGAAGAAAAGAAUAGAAAAACAGCAGGCUAAACAGCAGGCAAUUACUCAGAAAGAUCUUGGCAAUGGUUAUUUCAAAGAAGGAAAAUAUGAAGCAGCGAUAGAGUGCUAUGCCAAAGGAAUGGCAGCAGAUGGCACUAAUGCACUUUUACCAGCAAACAGGGCCAUGGCCUUUUUAAAGCUUCAAAAGUAUGCUGAGGCAGAAGAUGACUGUAGCAGUGCUAUAGCACUGGAUGGCACAUACUCAAAGGCUUUUGCCAGGCGGGGGACUGCAAGAGCAGCACUUGGGAAACUAAAAGAGGCCAAAGAAGACUUUGAAACAGUUUUGAACCAGGAACCAGGAAACAAACUAGCUUUGAAUGAGCUUGAAAAAAUCAAUAAUGAAAUGGUUGCAAAAGGCCUCUUGUCAAAGGAACAGCUUGCAGACCAACAAGCAAAGAAUACUGAGCAAAGAAGAAUUGUACAACCAAUAAAUAAACCACCUCACCUGCGAUCAACAAAGCCACUGAGACGAGUGGUUAUUGAAGAAGUUGGAGGUGAACUGCCUGGCACUGACCUUCAAUUAAUAUCAAACACCUCAGCAGAAUGUAAAGUGCCAUUCUCCAUGAUCACAGAACUUACUGGAAGCAAAGAAGCAGUGGUACCAAUGGAAUGUGCCCCCAGUGCCAAAAUGCUUAAAAUAGAGGAGAUCUCUGAUAUUCCAGCAGAUUCCGGUGAAAGAGAGCAUCUUGAAGACAACGCAGAGAAGCAGUCAACUGAAAGAUUUGUUACUGUGGAAAAUACUGCAGAUCAGAAGAAACCACCUUCCAUAUCCGAGUCUUUGUCCAUGCCUUCACCUCCUGCAAACUCCUUUCAGCUAGAAGCAGAUUUGAGGAAGCUAAAAGCCUACCCAGAAAUGAAAUACAAGUAUCUCAAGCAAAUUGAGCCAUCCGCCUACCCCAAAAUAUGUCAGAAGUCAUUGGAACCUGACAUUUUGAACCAGAUUUUAAAUAUUCUACACACUUCGUAUACCAUGUAUGACAAGCAUUCGGUUAUUUUAGAGAUUCUUAAGAACCUUGCAGAAGUGAAAAGGUUUGACAUGGCAGUCAUGUUUAUGUCUGUGGCAGAAAAGACUGUUGUGCGAGAAUUAUUCAACUGUAUUCAUCAAGCUGGUUUAGAAGAUGACCUUGUCAAAUCUCUGAAGAAGAAAUAUGGCAUUUGAUUUUAUUUGUACAGCAAUUCCAGUUGGUUGAAAACACAUUUGCAGGCCAGUCAUUGUUUAGAUUGUACAGAAUAAACACUGACUACGUAUUAUUUUUAAAACCUAAAUACACAGAAAGGGUUGAUUUGUUAUAAAUCUGGAGUGAAUACAAACAAUAAUAAGUUUGUUUCAUAAAAUCAUGUAUAUUUAUAAAUGGUGUAGUUUAGUAAUGCUUUUACUUUUCUGACCUAAUAUGGCUGCCAUAUUGAGGUACAUUGUGAAGUUCCAGCUGCAUGGAGAUAGUACACUGUAGUUAUUGUCUUAAUGUUUGGUGCACAGCUACAUUCUUUAAUUUUCUUAAUGAAGUAUUAUUACCAUUCACUAAAGAAAGCCAGUCCCACUAAAAAAAAUAAAAAAAAUAAAACUGGUGCAAAUCUUGGCUUUCUAGGUUCUGCGAGCUUGACAUGGUUUUAUCUUGCAUCUUACAUUUUUUAUAAAAAGAGAGCAAGUGUGAUUAGUUAUUAAUAAAAUAUAUUGAUAAACAUCACAAGUUAAAUGUAUAAAUUAGGCACAUAUUGGGUUCGAUGUAAGUAUAGGCACAGUGCAAAUAAUUGCAGAUGCAAAAUUAAAAUUGCAUUGCAGCCAGGCAAUCCUUUGGAAAUGAUAUGUAUUUGCUUGCCCUUUUUAGCAUGAUCCAGAAAUUUGCCUAGCACGCUAGAAAAGGUGGAUUGGUCUGAAAGGAACCAGAGGCUAAGUAGUGCAGAGAACACAGCACUUUCACAUGUGCUGGGAUAGGGGUCCCCAGAUUGAUGUUGGGGUCUAGCUUAUCCCUCAAUUCAGCUAUGAGGUCUAGGAUGACCUGCGGAAUGGGAUAACGCUUUAGCACCGUAUCCUCAGGCAUCCCAAACAAAGUGACCCUGGGAAUGAAUAUGCAGGGUCUUCUGCAUCUUGCCUUUCUCCUCUGCACGUGUUCCUGUCUCUCCUCAACAAGAGCUAAGUGUCACUGCAUCAGGAAGUGUACCACAGCAACCAUCCUGAAGCCAAUGACAGGUCUCUGCAGGUGUGUGCUUUUAUACAGCUCUUAGUUACUCGCUUCUCAAUGGUUUGCACCUUGUAAGAAGAUGUGUAAAGUUUCUGAAGGGUCAGCAAUUGCCUAAGCACAAGGCAAAAUCCUUACAUUACAUUAUUAGUUUGCACCCGCUUAGUAUCCAGAUACUGUCACAACUGUCUAGUGAUCUCUUUACUGUACAGGUAUAUCUGAAGAAUAACUAAUCCCCGUACCACCAUAAAACAACAGCUAACCUAAUGGGAUGAGGAAACAUGCUGUUAGAUCUGUUUCAUCACAUAUCCCCCAAUAAUGGCAAAAAGGUAGUAGAUAGGGCUACGUGUGUACAUAGGAAUCAGGUAACCUGGCUGUAUUGAUUUCUAUAUUUAUAAAAUGUGAUUGCCCCACUAGGUCAUUCAUUGGGAACUGAAUUUCACACAUAAAAAAUAUACACAUUAAAUGGACAAUUCUACGUCACUGGAGCCCACAAUGUUAAAUACCAGUCACAGGGAAAGAGAUUGAGAUCAGAUGUAAGGUGAAGCACAGACCAGAUCUGUCCAGAGCAAACCCAGAACAGGCCAUCCUAGAGUGACUACCCCAGACCCCUGUGUUUCUACCCAUAAUGAAGUUGUGUUGUAUCUGGCUCAAAGUGCUUUCCUGACCCAUGUUUUACCUGAGUUUAAACCCCACUGUGAUGCAGAAGGAGAAGAUUGCAGUUCUGCCAAAGUAUGUUUCAUGAAAAGGAUUAACACCAUAUAGCUGAAAAUUAUUUUUUCUUGAGAAGGCCAUCAUGUGGUGGUACAUUCAGCAUUGUGAUGAUUAUUAUUAUUUGCUUAUUUAGCAGACACCUUUAUCCAAGGCGACUUACAGAGACUAGGGUGUGUGAACUAUGCAUCAGCUGCACAGUCACUUACAAUUACGUCUCACCCAAAAGACACAAGGAGGUUAAGUGACUUGCUCAGGGUCACACAGUGAGUCAGUGGCUGAGGUGGGAUUUGAACCGGGGACCUCCUGGUUACAAGCCCUUUUCUUUAACCACUGGACCACACAGCCUCCAUAAAGUGCAAAAUGUCUGAAAAAGGUGUGUCAGAUUAAGUUUCUGGUGUAUUAAUUUCCCCAGUUCAAAUCCCACCUCAACCACUGACUCAUUGUGUGACCCUGAGCAAGUCAUUUAACCUCCUUGUGCGCUGUCUUUCGGGUGAGACAUAAUUGUAAGUGACUCUGCAGCUGAUGCAUUAGUCUCUGUAAAUCGCCUUGGAUAAAGGCGUCUGCAAAAAAAAAAACCAAAAGUUGUCUCUUCCCCAGGAUUCAAUUUGUAUAGCAGUUCAACAUUUAUCCUGUACAGUAUAUAUUCUAUCACUGAAUGAUGUACCAAUAUAACCUUUAUAUAAGUAAUUUACCGCAGGACAGCUGCCAUCCCAGAUAACAGUAAGCAUCUGUCUUUUAUAAUCUCAUCUGUUUUAUUCUACCCCAAAUUGACAGGUAACAUUUUACUUCUAGAUAUAUAAAUAGAAGACAAAGGAUCACACUUAAGCCCAGUCAUUGUCAUUUAUAGCAUUUUAUGGAAUAUUGAGUUGGCUGUUGUUUUACUACAAAGGCCCAAAGCAUUGUGGAUUUCAGAGCAAGUAGCUUAAAAUUACAUUUUAAUAUUUAAUUUACUGUUGUUUUUGUGAUGUUUCCAACAUGAGUGUUUAUUAAUGCAAUUACUCAUAACUUGUGCCAAUUUUUUCAUACUCUGAAGGUGCUUUAACCUGAAUUCAGGAGCAACUUGAGUUCUAGCUGCCAGAUUCUCUUUCACCAUAGACAUAAAGCUAGAUCAGCAAAGUGUCUGUUUGGGUUUUAAGAGCCAACACCAUCAACAAAAUCAAGUUUCCUUUUGUAUUGCUGUCAGUACACAGUACCUGCACACAAUACCUGUUCACUAGAUGGUGCUGUCUCUUACAAAUAUGCAGCUGGUAUAGUCACCCUUACUGUACAUACGUUUGUGAUGAAAGACAGUAUGGCAACUAGAGCUGGAGCUGCUACUGAAUUCUGGUAAAAGUGUUUAUACUUGUCAGUUCUUGAGGUGCAUGUAUCAGGCAGUGCAAAACAACCAAUUACUGUAAGCUGAAUUUAUAUUCCUGUUCUACCUUCGCAUUUAAAAACACACUUUUCAAUAAGAAAAUACAUUAUUCAGUCAACGAGUUCCUUCCAGCCAGCUCAAUAUAAAGAGACUUCAUUAAGACCACUCGCAGUCAGGUUUUCCCUUAAAAACACUAUCUGAUCAUUUCUCUGCUGGUGAAAAACAUGCAUCAAAACUAAUUCAACAAUGUAGCCAUUAUAAAAAAGGGCUGUCAUUAAGCAUUUUCUUUGUUUGCAUCUAAAUUAAAAAUUAAUUGUACUAAA